Camelina sativa (false flax) is the source of this 2760-nucleotide messenger RNA. Lineage: Eukaryota; Viridiplantae; Streptophyta; Magnoliopsida; Brassicales; Brassicaceae. The record is from RefSeq and is a predicted model, not a curated record.
AUGAUGAUGAUAGUAUCAAUGCAGGUGUAUGGAUAUAGAAGUUGCAUCGAAAGUGAAAGGAAAGGAUUGCUGGAGCUCAAUGCUUAUGUCAACUCUCAGUUUCCAUAUGAUUGGCCUAAUGACACGAACAGCGACUGUUGCAGAUGGGAAAGAGUCAAGUGUGAUCUUACCAGCGGGCGUGUGAUCGGUCUUUUCUUGAAUCAUACUUACAAUGGUGUUCUUUCUUUAAAUCUUUCAUUGUUCCAUCCUUUUGGAGAAUUACAGACUCUAAAUCUAAGUAAUCUCUGGUGUAAAAGCUGGUUCGAUGAUAUCUAUGGUUAUCAAAGCCUUGGGAAAUUGAAAAAUCUUGAGAUUCUAGAUCUUAGUGAAAACGGCAUCAACAACAGUGUCUUACCCUUUAUAACUACCGCUUCAUCGCUCAAAAUUUUGAUUCUACAUGGAAACUAUUUCAAAGGGAGUUCUCUGAUAUUGAAAGAACUACAACACUUGAGAAACCUAGAACUACUGGAUCUAAGCAUGAACGAGUUUAUUGGCCCGGUGCCAGAUUUGGGGUAUUUUCAUAAACUUCAAAGCUUGGACUUGAGCGAUAACGAAUUUUCUGGAUCAUUAGAAAAUAAAGGACUUUGUCAAUUGAAAAAUUUACUGGAGCUUGAUCUGAGUCAAAACAAAUUUACAGGUCCAUUUCCUAAGUGUUUUGGCAGCUUGACCAAACUCCAAGUUCUUGAUAUAUCUUCAAACCAAUUCCAUGGGACGGUUCCAUCUCUUAUAAGAAAUCUUGAAUCUAUCGAGUACCUAUCUCUCUUAGAUAAUGAUUUUGAGGGUUUCUUCUCUUUCGAGUUAGUAGCCAAUUUCUCGAAGCUCAAGGUGUUCAAACUAUCAUCAAGGUCUAGUUUGCUGCAGGUAAAAACAGAAAUCUCCUGGCAUCCGAGGUUUCAGUUGAGUGUCAUACAGUUACAGAACUGUAACUUGGAAAUAGUUCCAAGCUUUCUUAGACACCAGAAGGAUCUGCGUGUAAUUAAUCUCUCCAACAACAAGUUGACCGGAGCAUUUCCCUCUUGGUUUUUGGAGCAAUAUCCAAAACUCCGAGUUUUGCUUUUGCAGGACAACUCUUUCACCAUGUUUCAGUUGCCAAUAAGACUACUUAAUCACAGUUUGCAGAUUUUGGAUGUAUCAAACAAUAACUUUGAUCAACGGCUUCCUAAGAAUAUUGGAAAGGUGCUUCCUAAUACAAGUCAUUUGAAUUUUUCCAACAACGGGUUUCAAGGAAAUUUGCCAUCUUCGGUCGGUGAGAUGAAAAUGAUCAUUUUCUUGGACAUAUCUCAUAAUAAUUUCUCUGGCAGUCUACCAAUGAACUUUCUCAUUGGUUGUGAUUCUUUAUAUAUUUUUAAGCUUUCCUACAACUCAUUCAGUGGCCAAAUGUUUCCAAAAGAAACAAAUCUUAGUGCGUUGGCCUUGUUGAUUGCGAAUAACAAUCUAUUUACUGAGAUUGCAGAUGGAUUGCUUCAUUCAAAUGAUUUAACCGCGCUUGACGUAUCGAAUAAUGACCUACGAGGUGUCAUUCCAAGUUGGUUGGGUUGGUUUCGGUUCACGUAUCUUUCGGUUUCAAAUAAUCUUUUGGAAGGUACAAUACCAAGCAAUCUCUUUAACAUAUCAAAAAAUUCCCUUUUGGAGCUCUCUGGUAACAAGUUUUCAGGAAACUUGCCACCACAUUUUAGUUGUGAUCCUGUGGGUAUGUUGUUUCUUAAUGACAAUGAGUUCAGUGGGCUGAUUCCUGAUACAUUGUUGGAAAAUAUCAUGGUACUCGAUCUGCGAAACAACAAUUUAUCUGGGACCAUACCGCGCUUUGUCAACACUGUAUUCAUCCAAUAUCUUUUAUUGAGGGGUAACAAACUAACAGGUCAUAUUCCUAAGGAUAUUUGUCGUUUGAGUAGUAUCAAGAUUUUGGAUCUGGCUAAUAACAAUUUGAGUGGUUCUAUACCUUCUUGUCUCAACAAUAUAUCAUUUGGAAGAAGCGGCUUUUACAAGUAUGGUUAUGCAAUAGCAACCGGCGGGUUAGUUAAUGAGCGUGGAUCGUAUUUUGGGUCCUUGGUUUUACCAACUGAGUUUGAUCCAGAAUACAGUAGUGAUUUGGAGUUCAUGAUUGAGUUUGCAUCAAAGAGUAGGUAUGACUCCUACACAGAAAGAAGUUUCAACUUCAUGCUUGGACUAGAUUUGUCCAAUAAUGAACUUAGUGGUGAACUUCCUACAGAGCUAGGGGAUCUUCGGAGACUACGUGCUUUGAAUCUUUCUCACAAUUCCUUGUCAGGUUUAAUACCUGAAAGCUUCUCCAAUCUUGCCGAUAUAGAGAGCAUUGAUCUUUCGUUUAAUGCGUUACGCGGACCGAUACCUCAAGAUCUAAGCAAGUUAGACUAUAUGGUUGUGUUCAAUGUGUCGUACAACAGCUUGUCAAACUCCAUUCCAACUCAAGGCAAAUUCUCUACUUUGGAUGAAACCAACUACAUUGGUAAUCCUCUUCUCUGUGGAUUAGUCAUAAACAGAAACUGUGAUGAUGACAACUACACUAUCGGGUUCCUUGAAUCUGAUUCUCAAAGUGAGGAUGAGGAAGCAAUAAUCGAUAUGGAAAUUUUCUACUGGAGCCUUGCUGCCACCUUGGGUGUAACAUGGAUCACAUUUAUUGUCUUUUUUUGCUUUAAUUCACCUUGGCGCCAAGCAUGGUUUCGCUUUGUUGAUACUUUUCUCAAUUUUUUCAAAUGUGUUUAA